Messenger RNA from Propithecus coquereli (Coquerel's sifaka), 1158 nucleotides. RefSeq names its product CD209 antigen-like protein 2. The transcript is spliced from 7 exons. The record is from RefSeq and is a predicted model, not a curated record. Bases 43 to 888 code for a protein of 281 amino acids. Lineage: Eukaryota; Metazoa; Chordata; Mammalia; Primates; Indriidae.
UGGUCCCCAGGAAUCUUGAACAUUGAGGGGCAGUGCGGGGACAUGAGUGACUCCUAUGACCAAGGUCUCCUGGAGGAGGAAGAGCUGAGAACCAGCUCCAUCAGACUUUUUGCAAGAGACUUAGGAUUCCGACAGAUCUGUGGCCUGAAGAGCUCUGCAGGGUGUCUGGGCCGCAGCCCCCUGCUGCUGCUGCUCCUCUACUUCAUGCUCCUCACUGGACUCCUGGUGACCGUCUUCGUCCAAGUCAGCAAGCUCCCCAGCUCCCUGGCGCAGGAGCGGUCGAAGCAGGAGGAGAUUUACCAGGAACUGACCCAGCUGAAGGCUGGAGUUCAUGAGUUCCCAGAGAGGUCCAGGCAGGAGGAGAUCUACCAGGAACUGACCCAGCUGAAGGCUGCAGUCGACCAACUGUGCCGCCCCUGUCCCUGGGACUGGACAUUCUUCCAAGGAAGCUGUUACUUCUUCUCCGACUCCCAACGGAACUGGCACGACUCCAUCACCGCCUGCCAGGAUGUGGGGGCCCAGCUGGUCAUCAUCAAAGGCGAGGAGGAGCAGAACUUUCUACAGCUGCAGAGUUCCAGGAGGAACCGCUUCUCCUGGAUCGGGAUGUCAGACCUGACUCAUGAAGGCUCGUGGCAGUGGGUGGAUGGUUCGCCUCUGCCGCCCAGCUUCACCAAGUAUUGGCAGCAAAAUCAGCCAGACAACUUCGAGAAUGAAGACUGUGUGGAAUUCGUAGACAGUAGCUGGAAUGACCAGAAAUGCGACAUUGCCAGAUUCUGGAUCUGCAAAAAGUCUGCAGCCUCCUGCUCCAGCGAGGAAGGGCGUUUUCCCCCCUCAGCCCCUGCUGCCCCAACCCUGUCUGCUGAACGGCAGAACGUUUCCCACUUUUAAGGCAAACUUCCUUCUCCCCUUCCGGAGACCUUAAUAAAACCCUUGCAGAUUCCUCAUCCCCCGUGGGCUUGGGUCCCGUUCCGUCCUUCCUCUGAUACCUGGCGGUUCUCCUGACUUAGAGGUUGUGGUUCCUGCCCAUCCCGGGAGCUUUCGCAGUGACCUGGUGUGGGUGCACUCAGGGCUUGGUGUGCUCCGUGAAUCUACUCUGUCUUCUCUCCAAGAUCAGACUAUUGGACUGGCCACGUGCAGCUGCCAUGUUCGUGGGGCUUC